AUGUUUGAAAUUGAAUGUGAUGCCUCAGAUAUCAGAAUUGGUGCUGUGUUGACCCAAGAAGGGAAGCCCAUGGCGUAUUUUAGUGAAAAGCUAAGUGGUGCACCAUUGAAUUACCCAACUUACGAUAAGGAAAUGUAUGCUUUGAUCCAGACAUUGGAAAUAUGGAAACAGUAUUUGUGGCCGAAGGAGUUUGUCAUCCAUUCAGACCAUGAAUUGCUCAAGCACAUCAAAGGCCAGCACAAGCUUAACAAAAGGCACGUAAAAUGGGUAGAAUUUCUUGAAUCCUUCCCUUAUGUUAUACGGUAUAAAAAAGGUAAGGAAAAUAUUAUGGCUGAUGCACUAUCUCGUGGAUAUACCUUGUUAAAUCAUUUGGAUUCAAAACUGCUUAGGUUUGCAUUUUUGAAAGAUUUGUAUAACUCUGAUGCUGAUUUUGGGGAUGUAUAUAUAUUGUGUGAACAUGCUGCUGUUGAUAAGUUUUUUAGGUUCGAUGGCUUCCUUUUUCGAGAAGGUAAGCUCUGUAUCCUGCAAAGUUUCGUGCGAGAGUUGCUCGUACUCAAGGCACAUGGUGGUGGCCUCAUGGGGAUGAAACGGGAUGUCAAGAAAAUAUGUUCGCGAUGCUUGGUUUGUAAGAAGGAAAAAUCAAAGGUUAACCCACAUGGGCUGUACAUGCCUUUGCCUAUCCCUAAAGGGCCUUAG
Molecule: messenger RNA, 696 nt
Organism: Gossypium arboreum
Lineage: Eukaryota; Viridiplantae; Streptophyta; Magnoliopsida; Malvales; Malvaceae
Exons: 1
Coding region: 1-696 (231 amino acids)
Source: RefSeq, a predicted model, not a curated record